AUGAGGUUAGAGUUCACGCCCUCACAAUCUAGCAAGAAUCCCAGAAUCUCAACUUGCAAUACCAAAGUACAAUCCGAUGGUGAUCUUGUUGCCAAACGAUACGCGGGCCUUUUGUCCCAGUCAGACAGUGCUUCCACCAUCUUCUUUCCGUACUCCCCAACCAGUUUCCAUCUCAUCAAGCAUAUCAAAUCCCGAGUCAGUAACGCCAAUAACGAAAGCAAAGGGUCUGGGAUUCCACGUUUCUUCCAUAUGCAAAGUGCUAUGGCUCGUUCACAAAGCGAAAGCCAUCCAUCACUAAAGGACGUAAAACUCACACGGAGUGUACAACUGUCCUCACAGACCCAUCGCAGUCCGUCUGUCCAAGGUGUUGAGAAUGCUCAGCUAUGCCUUGCCGUGGGGCCGAAUAGAUAG
Messenger RNA from Paracoccidioides lutzii Pb01, 411 nucleotides. RefSeq lists its product as hypothetical. The transcript has 2 exons. Bases 1 to 411 code for a protein of 136 amino acids. The record is from RefSeq and is a predicted model, not a curated record.